Epinephelus fuscoguttatus (brown-marbled grouper) is the source of this 3646-nucleotide messenger RNA. It is a transcript of the gene mettl13, whose product is annotated as methyltransferase 13, eEF1A lysine and N-terminal methyltransferase. Lineage: Eukaryota; Metazoa; Chordata; Actinopteri; Perciformes; Serranidae. The coding region runs from base 80 to 2170 and encodes 696 amino acids. The record is from RefSeq and is a predicted model, not a curated record. The transcript has 9 exons.
GAUGCCAUGUGGACAAGUGACUGUCAACACUCAGGGUAAACUGACACGUUUAGCACUGUUUUAACCGCCGCAGCUGAGAAUGAGUCUUCUACCUCGCACUGCUGAGGAGUUCAGCUCCGCCGAAUACUGGGAGAGGUUUUUUAAGAAGCGCGGAGAGAAGGCGUUUGAAUGGUACGGAGACUACAACAAACUCUGCGGCGUGCUGCACAAAUACAUCAAAGUCCAAGACAAGGUGUUGGUGGUCGGUUGUGGUAACUCUGAGCUGAGUGAACAGAUGUAUGAUGUCGGCUACAAACAUCUUACUAACAUCGACAUCAGUGAGACAGUGGUGACCCACAUGAACCAGCGGAACGCUGAGCGCCGGCCGGGCCUCACCUUCCAGCAGGUGGAUGCUACACAAACUCCAUAUGAGGAUGCCAGCUACCAGGCUGCUCUGGACAAGGGCACACUGGAUGCUAUGGCAUCAGAAGAAGAAGGAGCACUGGCCAGGAACAUGCUCACUGAGGUGGGCCGGGUGCUAAGUGUUGGUGGCCGGUAUGUCUGUGUGACGCUGGCUCAGGAAAGUGUGAUCCAGUUAGCCGUGGAGCACUUUGUUCAGCUGGGAUGGGCUGUGAGGCUCCACUGCCUGCAGGAGGAAAGUGGGAAAGAAGAGGAUUCCUUUGCUCUGCCUGUCUUUGUCCUGGUCUGCACCAAGUUUCGUCAGCCCAUGCCCAUGCCUAUUCUGGAGAUGUGUGUUGGGGAAGAUGGAGCCCCUACUCGUCUCACACAGGUAGCAGAGUUGUUGUCAGCUGUGAGGGAGCAUCAGGCUUACUCUGUGUUGAAAAAGAGGCUCCGUACAAGCACAGAUGCCAGCUCGAACCCGUCACUCACUCUCUGCCACGCCAAAACUGGCCUUCCCAGAUACACUCUUACAGUUCAAGAUUGUCCUCCAGGUGCCAAGGUGCCAAGAUCAAACCAGUUUGCUAUUUUCAUUGUGCCUCAAGGCAGUGAGACAGCUUGGCUCUACUGCUCCAGUGAGGGGCGAAGGCAGCUGGCAGCCAGUGCCAACUUCCGGCGCCUGGUUAUUGUGGCAAUGCACAGGAAUCAGGAGUACACAGACAUGCAGGCUGUCCAGUCAGAACUCUCACCAAUGGUGAUGGACCUGGCUCCCCCGGGUAUGCCCACCAACCAGCAGGUGCCAUUUCUGUCAGUUGGAGGUGACCUGGGUUGGCGAGAGGAGGUCAGCAGAGGUGUGAGUGAGCUGAGCGGGGAGUACUGCGUGGAGAAUGUCAGAGGAGAAGACGGAGAACUGUAUCGGAGACUUGUUUUCCUGGCUAACGCUGCUUUACUUGUCCAAUCAGAGAGCCGUCUUGUCUCUUCAAAUACUGCAUCAAGUCACAAGAAGAAAAAUAAAAAGAAGGUCAAGCCAACAGCCGCUCCAAAAACAUCCACCAGCUCUCUUUCCGUGGACAGUGGCUUCCUCUGCUGCGCUCACCAUGAAGUUAUGGUGGCUGGCCUUACCAUGCUCGGGGUGGGCACGCCUCAGAACAAAGAUGUCCCAGUGUCAGUCCUCCUGGUGGGGCUUGGUGGAGGAGGCCUGCCUCAGUUCCUACGGGACUUUGUGCCCAAUGUUACAGUCGAGGUUGUAGAACUAGACCCUGCUGUGAUGGAAGUGGCGAAGGAAUGGUUCGGAUUCAGACCAGACGACCAUUUGACUGUCACUCUGGGGGAUGGCCUUGAGCGCAUCUGUGCCUUGGAGAAAGAAGGUGGUCGUUUGUUUGAUGUCAUCAUGUUCGAUGUAGACAGCAAAGAUAGCACUGUGGGUAUGAGCUGUCCUCCUGCUGCCUUUGUAGAAACCUCAAUCCUGCAGAAAGUUUUCAGCCUGCUAACCCCCAGAGGUGUAUUCAUGCUGAACCUCGUGUGUCGUGACCCAGUCUUGAGGAAAAGCGUGUUGGAGCGUGUCAGCGCCGUGUUUCCCUCCAUCCUCUCCAGAAAGAUUGAAGGGGAGGUCAAUGAGGUUCUUCUGUGCUCUCGUGGAGAAAACAAGACAUUGGAUGCUGCUCACAUCCUUCAGUCCCUGAACCAAGCAGGCAAGAGUCUGCAGAGCGCGCUGUGCUCUAACAGGACUGAAACCAACAGCAGCCCACACAUAGACAUCGCAGGGCUGUUAAAAGACCUUAAAGUAGAGUAAAGUUUGUUUCUUACCAGAGGGGGAUGGGAUUAAAAGAUGCAGUGUGUAAGAUUUAGGGGGCGAUAUCGACAGAAACUGAAUAUUAUAUAAGUAUUUUUUCUUUAGUGUGUAAUCACCUGUGAGUAAGAACCAUUGUGUGCCAUUUAUAUCUACAUAGAGAGCAGGUCUUUGUUCAUGGAGAUCACCACGCUGCACUGCCUUAUUUCUGCAGUACCCCAGAGCAACAAACCAAACACUGACUCUAGAUAGGGCUGUGCAUGUUUUUGAAUCGACCACUGUAGUAAGAAGCCCCUCCAUGACAAACAGCAUCAGGAAAACACUGAUUUUUAAACAUGAAACUGCUUUAUUCUGUUUUUUAAGGGUUUAAAUCACCAUGUCUGCUUCUUUUAGAGAGGAAGAGACCUUCUUGGAUUAUUCGGCUCUUGGUAAAAAUCUCCUGAACGUCUGGAUAUUAAGUGUCCAACAUGACAAACAGUGCCGAAGAAACACUGAUUUGUAAUGUAACAAUGUUUUAUUCAGUGUUUUUACCACUGGGUUCGUUUGUUAUUCAGGGGAGACCUCUGUGGGUAAUUUGGCUCCCCGUAAAAACCUCCUGAACGUCUCAGAAAACAGGUGAGCACGCAUGGCGCGCUGAGCAGCGUAGGAGAUACAUUGAUUUGUAAAGUGAAACUGCUUCAUUCAGGUUUUAUCAUCACCUGGUGGUUUGGAGAGGAGGGGAAAUCUGCAGAUAAUUCAGCUCUGGGUAAAAAAAAAACCCCUUGAACAAUGAACACUAGGCUGCAUUAGCGUUGUCGCCUCACAGCAAGAGGGUUCCUGGCAGAGUUUGCAAGUUCUUCUUCAUGUCAGCGUGGGUUUCCUGCGGGUACUCUGGUUUCCUCCCACAGACAUGUGGGACCUGCAGAUACAUGCAGGUUAGGUUAAGUGGUGACUCUAAAUUGUCUGUAGGUGUGAAUGUGAGUGUGAAUGGCUGUUUGUGUCUGUGUGUCAGCCUUGCCAUAGUCUGGCGUCCUGUCCAAGGUGAACCCCGCAUCUCACCCAGUCUGCUGGGAUAGGCUCCAGCACCCCUGCGACCACUAACAGGAUAAGUGGUUACAGAAAAUGAAUGAAUGAAUGAAGGGACACUAGGGGAUAUCUGACUGGAGAGGUUUCAGCUGGUUGCAGUCUGCAGUCCUCUCACUAGAUGUUACAAAAUCCCCCUAGAUCUUACACACUGUUCCCAGUGGUGUGGUGGUAGGUGAUGAGCUGGGUGUACUGCAAGGUAAAUAGGUUACUGGGGAGGAAGUGUGUAUACCCUCCUAUAUAUAUGUGUAGCCUAUAUUAUCUUUGGCUGAUAGGUAUACUGUAAAUGGCCACACCCUCCACUACACCACUGACUGUUCCUUUAAUCAUGUGCCAACACUGUUUGAGGCAUUAUGAACUGAAUUAUAAGAGUAAGUGCUUUCACUGUGCCAUUCGGUGCAAUAUAAUAAAAGGAAA